CACGCACACGUGACUGGGCGCACAGAGGAUGGUGAGACAUACAACUGAGUGCGCUGGGCAGAAAGGGGCUGUGACAGGCCCCACGGAGCACAGGAAAGCUUGCAGGCACAGCACGGAUACUGUAAUAUGCACAGGAACGUGCCCUGGCAGUGUGUAUGGCGUGGCAGGCGAGUGUGCCUGAGCUGCAGGACCAGCUUCAGUGUCCCAUCUGCCUGGAAGUCUUCAAGGAGCCCCUGAUGCUGCAGUGCGGCCACUCCUACUGUAAGGGCUGCUUGGUGUCUCUGUCCUGCCACCUGGACUCGGAGCUUCGCUGCCCCGUGUGUCGCCAGGAGGUGGAUGGCAGCAGCUCCCCACCCAACGUUUCCCUGGCCCGGGUGAUCGAAGCCCUGCGGCUCCCUGGGGCCCCGGGGGCCAUGGAACCCGCAGUCUGUGAGCACCACCGAAACCCACUCAGCCUUUUCUGUGAAAAGGACCAGGAGCUCAUCUGUGGCCUCUGUGGCCUGCUGGGCUCCCACCAGCACCACCCCAUCACGCCGGUGUCCACCGUCUACAGUCGCAUGAAGGAGGAGCUCGCAGGCCUCAUCUCUGAUGUGAAGCAGGAACAGAAGGAGGUGGACGAACUUAUUGCCAAACUGGUGAACAACAGGACCCGGAUUAUCAAUGAGUCCGAUGUCUUCAGCUGGGUGAUCCGCCGAGAGUUCCAGGAGCUGCACCACCUGGUGGACGAGGAGAAGGCUCGCUGCCUGGAGGGUGUGGAGGGGCAUACCCGCGGCCUAGUGGCCUCCCUGGAGAUGCAGCUGAAGCAGGCCCAGGGCACUCGGGAACGGCUGGCCCAGACCGAGCAUGUGCUCCAGCAGUUUGGUAAUGAGAGCCACCACGAGUUCAUCCGGAAGUACCACUCCAUGACCUCCAGAGCAGAGCUCCAGCAGACACGGCCCUUAGAAAGCACAUUCAGCCCUAUCUCCUUCAAGCCAGGCCUCCACCAGGCUGACAUCAAGCUGACGGUGUGGAAAAGGCUUUUCCGGAAAGUUCUGCCAGCCCCGGAGUCUCUCAAGCUGGAUCCCGCCACUGCCCACCCACUCCUGGAGCUCUCCAAAGGCAACACAGUGGUACAGUGUGGACUCCUGGCCCAGCGGCGUGCCAGCCAGCCCGAGCGCUUCGAUUACAGCACCUGUGUCCUGGCCACCCGGGGCUUCUCCUGUGGCCGACAUUACUGGGAGGUGGUGGUGGGCAGCAAGAGUGACUGGCGCCUGGGCAUCAUCAAGGGCACCGCCAGCCGUAAGGGCAAGCUGACCAAGUCCCCAGAACAUGGUGCAUGGCUGAUCGGCCUCAAGGAGGGCCGCGUGUACGAGGCCUUCAGCUGUCCACGGGUGCCGCUGCCCGUGGCGGGCCACCCCCACCGCAUCGGGGUCUACUUGCACUAUGAGCAGGGGGAGCUCACCUUCUUCGAUGCCGAUCGCCUUGAUGACCUGCGACCGAUUUACACAUUCCAGGCUGACUUCCAUGGCAAGCUCUUCCCCAUCCUGGACACGUGCUGGCACGAGAGGGGCAGCAACUCACUGCCCAUGGUGUUACCCCCACCUGGUGGGCCUGGCCACCUCACCCCCCCACAGCCUACCAAGCUGUAGGCUGACCUGGUGCCGCCUGCCCCAGGCCCCACGCAUUGGGCACUGGGACCGAGGGCUUCCCCUGGGUGACAUCUUCACUGUUUGAGGGGGUCUUCCUGCCUCUCUGCCCCUGAAGCAUUUAUGACAGGGAGAAAGGCCACAGUCCCUUCUUUGCCAGCCAGGUGGGCUUAGCAGAGCCAGGCCUGGGGAGCCAACCUUGUCCCUCUCAACCAGGCCCUCUGCUGCCCCUCUUGCAGUGGAGGAUACACAUGUUCCUUCCUCUUUACUGCAAAUUUAAAACUCUUAAUGAAUUUGACAUUGCUUGUUUCUCUUUAAAUGAUCUCAUAGUUGCUAUAAAACAGUA
Cavia porcellus (domestic guinea pig) is the source of this 1971-nucleotide messenger RNA. RefSeq names its product tripartite motif containing 50 (gene Trim50). NCBI's taxonomy places the organism in Eukaryota, Metazoa, Chordata, Mammalia, Rodentia, Caviidae. The transcript is spliced from 7 exons. The record is from RefSeq and is a predicted model, not a curated record. Gene Ontology annotation, cellular component: cytoplasm. Gene Ontology annotation, biological process: protein ubiquitination. Gene Ontology annotation, molecular function: protein binding; ubiquitin protein ligase activity; zinc ion binding. Bases 156 to 1628 code for a protein of 490 amino acids.